GUUGAACAAUGCAUAAACAGACUGAAGGAUAUGAAGCUUGAUGCUGCACUUCAGGAUCUGAUAGAUCUAUGUCCAGAAAAGCUUCAAAGAACGCUAAACAUCCAGGCUGGUGAGGGUGACGUACCAAGUCAACCCAUGCUGGAGUGGCUUUGUCUCAAAAUUUUGGGAGCCGCCCAGCUGAUGAGCUGCUCACUGAGUCGAUGCAGCAGAGCUUUCAUACUCGCAAAGCAGCAAAUGAGAUAUGAGUUUGCACUCUUAAAUAUGGUUAUAACUAGCAUGCUCAGCCGUCUGUGGGUGAUUUUCCGAGGUAUCCUGGCCAGCCUGUCCAGUCUGUACCAGGAGCUUCUGCUGUUCCAUAAAGAAGUUGCCCAAGCACAGGCUAUGCCUUUCCUCAAAGGCUUUUCCCUGCCAGAAGAUGUGUCUCAAUUCUUGGGUCCCUCACGUGCCUUUUUAUUGACAAACAAGGGCAUGCUGGGACUUGGUACGAAAAGCCGCAAAGUAAAGCAACAGAAGUGGGAGAAUUCAUUGGAUCAGUUCAACAACAACCAAAUCACAUACAUUACAGAAGACCUGGGUGUUGCUGUUGACAGAGGUUUGUUUCUUGACCCUGACAUGAAGCCUUUCAUCAAGGUUGUUAGGAAUUUAACACAGGAAACACGUGACACUGAAAAACAAAGGUUCAGGAAAAAACUGACAGAAGCUACAACUUUCACAGACAUGUCAACUCUUCUAGAAGAAAUGAUCCUGUGGUGCAAAUGUGAGGAUAUGGGGAAGGAAAAACGCCUCCUACAAUUCCUCCAUUUGAAGUGCCAGAAGCUGAAGAUCCAAGAGACAGCGGGUUGUAGUGUCCACAGAAAGUUAGAGAUUUUCAGACAGAAAGUUUGCUGGGUUUUCUCUUCGUCUGGGUCAGUGCCACGGACACAUUUGCGGUUUGCAGGAUGGACAAGUGCACACCGGAGAACUUGUUUUCUCAGGCGGAAGUUUAGAUCAACUCUCAUCAGAAAGAAACUGUUGGAGAGACGAAGGACAAGGACAGAAUCAUCAGUGUUGGGACAUGACCAAGAAAGUGUGGCAACAUGUGCAGCUAUACUUCACACCACCAACAAUAAUAAUAAUAAUGAAAUUGAUGAUAUAUUUGCUAGUUUGGGUUUGUGAUACUUGUGAAAUAGACAUAUCAACAAAAAGCUAUCUGAAUGUAUUACAAUAUGAUGAGAUAUGUGACCCAGGUGACGCUCAGAGACUUAGUGGGGAAAAUAAGUAUUUGACCCCCUGUCAAUUUUGCAGGUUUUCCCACCUACAAAGAAUG
This is a messenger RNA of Thalassophryne amazonica, 1306 nucleotides long. It is a transcript of the gene rmp64, whose product is annotated as nucleolus and neural progenitor protein. Gene Ontology annotation, cellular component: nucleus. The annotation marks the transcript as partial. The transcript has 7 exons. Gene Ontology annotation, biological process: positive regulation of Notch signaling pathway. Lineage: Eukaryota; Metazoa; Chordata; Actinopteri; Batrachoidiformes; Batrachoididae. The record is from RefSeq and is a predicted model, not a curated record.